AUGGAGUCUAAACUUAGUGAAGCAGACGAAGGCGUCCUUGUAGUCAAGGAUAAGCACUGGCAUACGGAGAUUAUUAAGAAAGACAAGCUUAUAGGCAAGCAUACGGUUUAUGUUAAGAAUUGUGAUAUGGUCACGGUGUUUUUGGUACCUCCUGUGGGGAAUGUUGUGGUCGAGAGUGUGAAAUCAGUCACUCUUUGUAUUGGAAUUGUGACUGGGAGGAUUGUGGUUAGAGGGAUGAGUAGUUCUACUCUUCAUGUGGCUGCUAAAGCAGCAGAAUUUCGUGAUAUUCGAGGAACAGGGGUUUAUAUACAUACUGAAUCGGCUAUUGAAUGGUAUAAUCCUAAUGAAGUUUCUGUCUAUCCUUACUGUCUUCAUGAUAAGCUUGGAUAUUAUACAAGUUAUCUCAGUGAUGCUGAAGAAUGAGGAUUUUCCCUAUCAGAAAAUCACUAUUCUGAAACUAAGAACUCGAAGGUGAACAUUCUUUCUCAUGAAGACUUAAGCAAGGUUGAAUCAACAACAAUAUGGCCUAAAGCAGGUGAAGGAGUCUAUGGUGGAAAAGCAACCUUUGAUAAAAUUUAUGGUGAUGAUACAGCUGAGGAAGAAGAAUAUAAGGAGCUUUCUGGUCCAAAUGUCUUCCAUGUAAAGAACAAACGUUGGCAUACUGAAACCAUCCAGGAAAGACAUCUUGAAGGUAAGGAUACAGUACUCAUCGAGGGCCUUGAGAUGUGCACAGUUUUUCUAGUCCCUCCUGUAAAGAAAGUGAUCGUUCGUAAUGUGAAGUCUGUGACUAUUUGCAUUGGAAUCGUUACUGAGAAGGUCACUGUCAAAGGAAUGAAAGAAUCCACCUUCCAUUGUGCCGCCAAAGAGGCUGAAUUCGAUAGAACUUUCGAGACAGCAAUCUAUAUGCAUACUGAAACACCCAUACAAUGGACAAAUUCUGGCGGAUUCACUCUGAAUCCCUACUGUUUGCAUGACAAGCUCGGUUAUUAUACAAAUUACGCUCAUGACGCUGAAGAAAAUGGAUUUACUCUGUCUGAAAACCAUUAUGCUGAUGUCAAAGAAGUAAAGAUAGAUAUUAAGACUCCGAAAGACUUGGACGGAGUUGAAGCUAGUACGAUUUGGCCUAAAGCAGGCGAGGAAAUUUACGGUGGUAAAAGAGUCUUGCAAGAAAUUUAUGAAGAAGAUAAGAAGGAAGAAGACAGUUUCGAUUUGAGUGAUCCAAAUAUAUUAGCGGUGAAGAACAAGACUUGGAACUCGGAGAUUAUCAAGAGAAAGCAACUUAUUGACAAAGAUACAGUAUACCUAUCAGAUCUAGAGAUGUUUACAGUUUUCCUCGUUCCUCCAGUUAAAAAUGUCUUCAUUCAAAAUGUCAAGGCAGUCACUAUCUGCAUUGGGAUGGUUACUGAGAAGAUUACAAUUAAAGGGAUGAAUGGUUGAACUCUUCAUGUGGCUGCUAAAGCAGCAGAAUUUCACGAUAUUCACAGAACAGGGAUCUAUAUCCAUACUGAAUCUGCCAUAGAAUGGAAUAAUUCCGAUGGGAUUCAGAUGUAUCCUUAUUGCCUUCAUGAUAAACUUGGAUACUAUAAAUAUUACAGUCGCGAUGCUGGCCUAUGCGAUUUCUCACUUGCGAACAACCACUACUCAGAUACAAAGACAGAGGGUGUAAAUAUUCAAGGAUAUGAAGAACUUGACAAGGUAGAACCAACCGCUAUCUGGCCUAAAGCAGGCGAGGAGAUAUACGGUGGCAAAGAAGCAUUUGACAAAAUCUAUGAAGAUGAGUCUGAUGCUUAA
This is a messenger RNA of Moneuplotes crassus, 1791 nucleotides long. NCBI's taxonomy places the organism in Eukaryota, Ciliophora, Spirotrichea, Euplotida, Euplotidae. The record is from the annotation of a GenBank genome assembly.